Molecule: messenger RNA, 7156 nt
Organism: Ixodes scapularis (black-legged tick)
Lineage: Eukaryota; Metazoa; Arthropoda; Arachnida; Ixodida; Ixodidae
Gene: LanB1
Product: laminin subunit beta-1
Exons: 31
Coding region: 265-5655 (1796 amino acids)
Biological process (GO): basement membrane assembly; substrate adhesion-dependent cell spreading; cell migration
Cellular component (GO): laminin trimer
Source: RefSeq, a predicted model, not a curated record
CGGCAGAGCAGCGAGAAAGUGGCGCAGACUCGCAGCGCAGACCUCGCGGCGCCUAACGGCACUCCCGUACAAGCAAAAAGCGAGCCCGCCCAAGUCAGUCGGCGAGCGCUCCUCUCUCCACUGCACCAGCCAGCAGCGGCGCCGAUCGACUUCGACUCGCCGGCGGGGGCGCUAAACUUCUUUUGUAGCGGGAACGUCAAAGUUUCGUCUCGCUCAGAACAACGACUACCCCGUGCCCCGAUGCCCGCAGCGAGAAUCUGAAGGAUGAAUCUCCAUAGGCUCUCGCGGUUGACGGCAUCAACGUCGAAAGAGCAUGUGCGGCUCUGUGCCGUGCUCUCCUUGUUCUUCAUUGCAUCAUGGGCACAGAGGUCGGGGCAGUAUUCGUCAUUGUACCAAUCCCGACACCCUUCCGGCUCGUCGCGGGGCAGCCAGCCCCAGGCGUGCGAGGAGUCGAGCUGCUACCCGGCCACAGGGAACCUGCUGAUUGGCCGGGAAGACAAGCUGUCGGCCACGUCGACGUGCGGCCUCAGAGCCCCUGAAGCCUUCUGCAUCGUGAGCCACCUCAAGGAGCGCACCAAGUGCUUCCGCUGCGACUCCCGCUCCGAGGGACGCAACUACCACGGCAUUGAGAACAUUGUAUCCAGGAUUGGCGGCAAGCGGCACAAGGGAUCUUGGUGGCAGUCCGAGAACGGAGUGCAGGGCGUCUCCAUCCGCCUGGAUCUGGAAGCCGAGUUCCACUUCACCCAUCUCAUCAUCACUUUCAAAACUUUCCGACCGGCUGCCAUGCUCAUCGAACGGUCUCACGACAACGGGAACUCUUGGAGGGUGUACCAGUACUUUGCCUACGACUGCGCUGACAGCUUCCCGGGGGUGCCCACGGGGCCGCGGCGCAACAUCACGGACGUGACGUGCGAGACGCAGUACUCGGGGGUGGAGCCCUCGAGCGGCGGGGAGGUGAUCUUCCGGGUGCUGCCCCCGCACAUUCCCAUCGACAACCCGCACAGCCCGGACGUGCAGAACCUGCUCAAGAUGACCAACCUGCGCAUCAACUUCACCCGGCUGCACACGCUGGGCGACAACCUGCUCGACUCCCGGCAGGAGAUCAAGCAGAAGUACUACUACGCCGUGUACGACAUGGUCGUGCGGGGUUCCUGCUCCUGCUACGGCCACGCCAGCCGCUGCAUCCCCGAGGAAGACGACCACCGUGGGGGCCGGGACGACAUGGUCUAUGGCAAGUGCCAGUGUACGCACAACACCAAAGGACUAAACUGCGAAAGCUGUGAGGAGUUGUACAAUGACCAGCCAUGGAGACCAGCCAGCGAACACGACCCCAACCCUUGCAAGCAGUGCAACUGCAACGGCCACGCCAGCCGGUGCCACUUCGACGCAGCCGUGUGGGAACGGUCGGGGCGGGUGAGCGGCGGCGUCUGCGAUGACUGCCGGGACAACACGAUGGGGCUCAACUGCGAGCAGUGCGUGCCCUUCUACUACAAGGACCCCCAACGGGACCCCUCAGAUCCCUAUGCCUGCCAGCCUUGCGAUUGCGACCCCCGGGGCUCGCUGGACGAGGGUGUCUGUGACCCGCAAGACGACAUCCAGGCCGGCUCGGUGGCCGGCCGCUGCCACUGCAAGAAGAACGUGGAGUCUCGACGCUGCGACCGCUGCAAGAGAGGCCACUUCAACUUCCAGGCGGCAAACCCCGACGGUUGCGAACCCUGCAGCUGCCACGAACUGGGCACAGCCGGAGACGGCUGCAAUGUCUACACGGGAGAGUGCACCUGCAAGCGCAACGUCAUUGGCCGGGACUGCAACCAAUGCCUGCCCGAGUACUGGGGGCUUGGCAACGACGAAGACGGGUGCAAGCCCUGCGACUGUGACCCCGGAGGCGCCUACGAGAACAGCUGCGACGUGGUGACUGGCCAGUGCCGCUGCCGCCCCAGUGUCCAGGGUCGCCGCUGUGACCAGCCGGACACGGGCUUCUUCGUCGGCAACAUGGACUACAUGGUCUACGAGGCCGAACUGGCCAAAGCCAGCCCGGACUGCCAAGUCCUGGUGCGAGAGCCAUACGCCGAGCGGGAAGCCACCUGGACCGGUCUUGGGUUCAUGCAAGUUCACGAGGACUCCUACCUGGAGUUUGAUGUGACGGACGUUCCUACCUCUAUGGAGUACGACAUCGUCUUCCGCUACGAGCCCAAGCUGGCUCAUGGCUGGGAUGAAGCGAUUGUCACCAUCGACCGUCAGGGCCCCGUCGAUCCUUCUGGGCCAUGCGCUAACGUCAUCUCGCAGGACAACAGACAAGUGAUCAGCUUUCCUGCUAGUGACCGAUACGUGGUUGUCGCUCCGCCCGUCUGCCUGGAGAAGGGGCGUCGUUACAAGGUCCGGAUCACCUUCAAGCAAUACGACCGCAUCGUGGACACGCCGUCGGCAUCCAUUCUCAUCGACUCGAUGGUGCUCCUUCCCCACAUCAACGCCAUCCCUUUCUUCCACGGAACUCCUGCCAACGAGUACCGCAGGGAUGAGUUUGAGCGGUUCCGAUGCGGCCAGGCGUUCUACACGGUCCGCAGGGGUUCCUCCUCCGUGCCGGACAUUUGCAAGAAGUACCUCUACAGCAUUGGCUUCUACGUCUACGGAGGGGCCCACGACUGCAGGUGCGAUGCCCAGGGGUCUCACAGCAGCGUGUGCAACACCCUGGGAGGCCAGUGCCAGUGCAAAGCCAACGUGGUCGGACGCAACUGCGACCGCUGCGCCCCCGGAACCUACGGCUUCGGCCCUGGAGGAUGCAGGCCCUGUGACUGCAACGGCAUUGGGUCCCUGGACAACUUCUGCGACGCCCAGACGGGCCAGUGUAAGUGCCGCCCCAACACGUACGGGCGCCAGUGCGACGAGUGCCAGCCGGGCUACUGGAACUACCCCAACUGCCAGCGCUGCGAGUGCCACGGACACGCAGACACCUGUGACUCCCGCACGGGACACUGCAGCCACUGCCGGGACUUCACCAGUGGACCGCACUGCGACAGGUGCGAGACCGGCUUCUACGGCGACCCUCGGUACGGUGUGGACAUUCCGUGUCGCCCGUGCCCUUGCCCCGGCACCAUUGACAGCGGGGUGAACCACGCCACCAGCUGCGACCUGGAUCCCCGCACGGGCAACGUGGCCUGCCACUGCUCUCCGGGAUACGUCGGGGAGCGCUGUGACCGGUGCGCCAACAACUACUACGGGGAGCCCAACGCGCCGGGCGGGGAGUGCCGGCGCUGCGAGUGCAGCGGGAACACGGAUGACACGCAGCCGGGCAACUGUGACUCCCGCACGGGCGUGUGCCUGCGCUGCCUGUACAACACGGAGGGCCACCACUGCGAGCGCUGCAAGCCGGGCCACUACGGGGACGCCUCGCGCCAGCAGUGCCUCGAGUGCGUCUGCAACAUGCUCGGCAUGGACCACACCAGGGGAUACUGCGACGCCGUAACAGGCCAGUGUCCCUGCCUGCCAAACGUGGAGGGCCGGUCGUGCGACCGCUGUGCCCCCAACUUCUGGAAGAUUGCCAGCGGGGAAGGGUGCGAAGACUGCGGCUGCGACCCCCAGGGCUCGUACGACCUCAAGUGCAACGAAUUCGACGGGCAGUGUCCCUGCAAGCCGGGCCACGGAGGUCGCCAGUGCAACCAGUGCCAGGACCUCCACUGGGGAAACCCCAGAGUUCGUUGCUACCAGUGUGAGUGCAACGUGCCCGGGGCGGCCACGAGCCAGUGCCACCGCAACAACGGCAGCUGCGUCUGCAUCCCGGGAGUGGCGGGCGACCGGUGCCAGGAGUGUGCUCGGGGCUUCACGGGCAGGGCUCCCUACUGCGACAGCUGCGGAGAGUGCUUCGACAACUGGGACCGCAUCAUCCAGGAACUCAAGGAGGAGACGCAGCAGAUGAUCCACUCGGCGCGGCAAAUCAAGCAGCUGGGCACGGCGGGCGUGUACACGCACGAGUUUACCGAGAUGGAGGACAAGCUGCACGACGUGGAGGAGAUCCUCAACGGGGCCAACAUCACGGGCCUGGACCUCAUGGACCGGCAGUCCCUCAUCGAGGAGAUUCGGCGCAACCUGACGGAGAGCCAGCUGAAGCUGGACGAGGUGGACCAGCAGGCCCAGAACGUGACCCAGCGCACCUUUGCGGCCAACCUGGCCCUGUCCGACAUCCACGAGCGGGCCCAGAAGCUGGGCCAGGACGCCAAGGCGCUCAGGGACAACACCACCGCCCUGCAGGAAGCCAACGUCGAAGGGGCACUGAACAUCACCCGGGAGGCUCAGAAGCGGUCGCAGCUAGCGGUGGCACGAGCCAGGGGUGCCCAAGACGACGUGAUGAAGUCGGAGAUGACGAGACGCGUCACUGAGCGCAUGUUGGAGAGUGCCGCCAGCCGAUACAAUGACACCUAUCAGGAGAAUGAAGCAGCACUACGAAAGCUUCAAGAACAGGUGGCCGACCUCGAAGACCAAAUCUCGGACGUGAAUGAGCUGGUGUGCUACAAGCGAGGCACCGUCGAGCGCUGCGACCCCGUGUGUGGCGGUGCGGGGUGCAACAGCUGCGGAGGUCUGGGCUGCGAGGAUGGAUCGGUGACACGCGCCAACAACACCCUGGCCAUGGCACAGGAAACCAACGAACUUCUCGCCAAAAAGGAAUCCGAUGCACGCACUCUCUUUGCAGCGGUGGGCAAAGCCCAGAAGGAGUCGCAGCGGGCGCUGGAUGAGGCCAAGAAGGCCUUUGAGCGUGCUCAGACAGCAAAGAACCAGUCGGAGGACGUGAGCAGCGACCUUCAGGACUUGUUGGACCGCAUCGACAAGUUCCUCAACGAGGCCGGAGCCAGGCCGGCCGAGAUCCGUGUUUUGGCCGAAGAGUGCACCGGCCUGUCCAUUUCGCUGGAGCCAGAGCAGAUUCGUGAACUGGCACGGGAGAUCAACCAAACCAUCGCCAGCCUCACCGACAUUGACGCCAUUCUGCGAGAGACCGGCCCUGACCUGGCUUUGGCUAAAGAGCUCAAGGCACGAGCUGACUUGGCGAGGGACAAAGCGAACAAGAUCUUGGACACCGCCAAGAAGGUGCUGCAGAACCUGAAUGACGCGGAGCAAGCUCAGGACCGUGCCAAGCAAGCCAUCGAGAAGGCCAGGGACAACAUCGAAGCGGCCGAAAAAGACCUCGAUCAGAUCGAAGAUGCCACAGCCAGUGCCCAGGGAGUUGCCAACCGGUCUCUGGAUCAGGUGGGCCACCUGCAAGACCGGCUAGCCGAGCUCAAGAAGAAGUACUCCCAGAACAACCUGGACGCACGCAAGGCCGUCAACGAGGCCAAGGCGGCCGACCGCCAGGCCGAACAAGCUCAGCAGGAAGCGGAAGAGCUGGAAGAGCAGUACAAGAGGGCGAUGGCCGACCUGAGUGGGAAGUCUGCCGCCAGCGGGGACAUGAAGGACCGGGCCGAGAAGCUGCGCGAACGCGCUCGCAAGCUGGCCGAAGGUGUCAACUCCAAGACAACAAUGCUCCAAGGCAUGGAGGACGAGUUUGACGACAACGAGCGGAGGCUGAAGGACUACUCGCAGAUCUUGGAACAGCUGAACCGGGAGAUGACGGGCUACCUGGACCUGAUUGAGCGGCGGUCCACCCACUACCGCGAGUGCCAGAACUAACCGCAUCGCGCUCUCUCCGCGGGGGAAGUCCGAGACGCCCUUCGUCCUCGCGUUUCUCGUGCACGGCGAGGCAGCGUACUUGGCUUCUAACCGGCUCCCGGGCCGGCUGCCAUGGGGAGCCGUAGCCGACGGCCGUCUGCCAUUCGGAACGUACGCCACGGCUUCGAGGCGAGGGCGGUGACACCGCCACGCCGGUUAACGGCUGUUAGAUUGCAGCUAAUCUGCGAACACCGUGCCAAAUUGUUUCGCUCGUUCAGAUUUGUAACCUCAGUUACGGUGUGGAAGAUGCCGCUUUCAUAAUGUGUUUCGAACUUCUGCAGAGUCUGUUCUCUAGGGUGAAGGCUGAACACGACAGUAGUUUCCACAAACGACAAGACCACCCUGUUAUUUCUUUACGUUAGUGAGAAUGAAGCCUUGUUAGGGUACGCUAGAAACCUCUUCUAAAAGUCAGUUUAGCUCUUUGUUCCUGCUCAACAAACCCACGUCUCUAAUAACCGAGUAGCAUCUGCUAGCUUUCGGUCAAAUAGAACGUUUCGUUCCACAAAUUGGAGACAUUGACUCGAUGCAAACAGUUUUUCUGGUGUAUCAUUUGAGCAAGUACCCACCAGAAUACGUUUGUCUAACGGAACCGGACCACAAGUUCCAGCUUGUGGCAGAUCGGCCAAAUUCAUUCACAAACGCAAAACUUGGAUGCUCGAUUUUCGCGUUUUUUUUGCUUCUUGCCGUUGUACGGAAAAGUCGAAGUUCCUGGGACAGCCACUAGAUCGACAGUUCAUUCUAGAGAAGGGACCAAUUGUGUUGUUUUGUCUCAAAAAUUCCUUCGCUUCCUCGGGCAGGAUGCAAUACAGGGUGUCGCGUCUCAAAAUGCAUGUUUGAAAAAAAAAAAAAAAAAUGUUAACAUUAACAAGUUACGGUUGUCCACUAUGACAGCUCCAUGGCAGCGGGCAAUUGCGGAGUCGUUCAUGCCUGCUUACUAACAGUUCGUUGGCUGUGAAACACAGGCACAAAUAAAAUAAGCAUUGAUUAUCGAGUGGGAGUGCGACCGUGCUAAAACGGUCGUUCGUGGUAUAUUGCGCGUGGGUUUUAUUUUGGGGGGGCCUUUAGUCAUGUCUGUGCCACUGCCAUUCAUAACUGCGGACCAGAUUUCUUAAUUUUUUUUUUGUUAUGCACGUCCCCCUCCCUCGUCCUAUUUAAUGCCAGCUUUAGUGUGCACAUGUUAUGUCGUAUACGUGUUUCGUCACUUUGCCCCCCUCAUUCUGUCGUAGACGUUUGCUCAGCUCGGGAACAUUUAUGGUCGUGCCACCGACGCAUUGGCGCGAUUACGCGGGCAGACGGCACAAACCUUCUGUCCGUGCUCUCGCCAAGUCCUCGACAAAGUGCGUGCACGGCGUUGGUCGAAACUUGCGACAACAGUCUCCCGAUGUCUCAUCUUCGGACCACCAAAUGUGCCUUAGUUUGUUGCUCUGUGUUGGAGAGUAAAAUCGUGUAUGGAAAUGUAAAA